Molecule: messenger RNA, 1260 nt
Organism: Thlaspi arvense
Lineage: Eukaryota; Viridiplantae; Streptophyta; Magnoliopsida; Brassicales; Brassicaceae
Source: the annotation of a GenBank genome assembly
AUGGUUUCGUUUCCCGCUACAACCGAGACGAUUGCCCUGGCUCAAGAAGCCAACAGCUCGGAGGCUAUUUCGAUACUGUACCAGGUUCUUGAAGACCCUUCUUCGUCUCCAGAGGCUAUUCGGAUCAAGGAGCAAGCCAUAUCCAACCUCUGUGACCGUCUGACUGAAGAGAAGAGAGGCGAGGAUCUCCGCACUCUGCUAACCAAGCUGAGACCUUUCUUUUCGCUGAUCCCCAAGGCCAAAACCGCAAAGAUCGUCAGAGGAAUCAUCGAUGCUGUGGCGAAGAUACCUGGAACGACCGAUCUCCAGAUCACUCUGUGCAAGGAGAUGGUGGAAUGGACCCGAGCUGAGAAGCGUACUUUCCUCAGGCAGAGAGUAGAGGCGAGGCUUGCAGCUUUGUUAAUGGAGAACAAGGAGUAUGUUGAAGCUUUGGCGCUGCUGAGUACUUUGGUGAAAGAGGUUAGGAGAUUAGAUGAUAAGCUCCUUCUGGUCGACAUUGACUUGCUGGAGAGCAAACUUCACUUCUCAUUGAGAAACUUGCCAAAGGCGAAAGCUGCUCUCACCGCAGCUAGGACAGCUGCAAACGCUAUAUAUGUCCCACCGGCUCAACAAGGCACCAUAGAUUUGCAGAGUGGGAUUCUUCACGCUGAAGAGAAGGACUACAAAACCGGAUACAGCUACUUCUUUGAAGCCUUUGAGUCCUUCAACGCUCUCGGAGACCCAAGAGCGGUUUUCAGUUUGAAAUACAUGUUGCUGUGCAAGAUCAUGGUCAGCCAAGCUGAUGAUGUUGCAGGGAUCAUCUCCUCAAAGGCUGGACUCCAGUACGUUGGCCCCGAUCUAGAUGCCAUGAAAGCAGUCGCUGAUGCUCACUCAAAGAGGUCCUUGAAACUGUUUGAGAACGCUCUCCGUGACUACAAGGCGCAGCUAGAGGAUGACCCGAUUGUCCACAGGCAUCUCUCUUCCCUCUACGACACGCUCCUUGAGCAGAACCUGUGUCGUUUGAUCGAGCCUUUCUCACGAGUCGAGAUCGCUCACAUUGCCGAGCUGAUUGGGUUACCGAUCGACCAUGUGGAGAAGAAGCUAUCUCAGAUGAUACUUGACAAGAAAUUCGCAGGUACGUUGGAUCAAGGAGCUGGAUGUCUCAUCAUAUUCGAGGAUCCAAAGGCAGAUGCUAUCUACUCGGCUACUCUUGACACCAUUGCAAACAUGGGGAAGGUCGUUGACAGUCUUUAUGUCCGGUCUGCCAAAAUCAUGUCCUGA